AUGUCAGAUUACCGCUUGAUUGACAACCACAGAGAACCGACAAAAAUGUUGUUUGGAUUGGAGGUUCAAAUCACAAAAUGUGAACAUUCAGUGAGGUUCACUAGAGGUGAAUACAAUGAUAAAGAACUUGAAUCUGUGAUUGGAAAAACCGUGGAUUUAGAUGAUUUUGUUUUGACUAAAAAACACUCAUUUCAAUAUGGAGAUAAAUCAAUAUAUAUUUUGCAGACAUUCAGUGAAGAUCAAUGCUACAUAAAUGAACUUCCAUCAAAAUACAUUGAAAAGGUUAAUCAGCAAGGCAUAAAAGAAAAACAUAGAUUCAGUAUCACUCCUACUGACAUGUGUGUGACUGAUAACAGUGAUGUUUAUUUCACUGAUGAGAUUAACAAGUCCAUCAGCUGUCUGUCACCAUCAGGAUCUGUAUCUACAGUCAUCAGUACAGAUCCACUGCGACCAUUAGGAAUCUGUCUGUCAGUGGACGGUGGACUACUGGUCACCUUGAAAGACAAUGCAUUAGGUCUUCACAAAUUAGAGUUAUACAGCAGACGUCUGGUGAGACACAUCACAGUGACAGGUGAUGUCAUCCAUGUGUAUGAGUACCAGGAGGACGGUCACACCAGACUGUUUACAUUUCCAUUCAGAGUCGUACAGAACAGUGACAGUGAUAUCUGUGUAGUGAACCUAAAAAGUGGCACUACAGGUGAACUAAUGAUAAUGUCUGCCUCUGGUCAUAUGAAGUCUGUCUACCGUGGACAGAACCUGACAGAGGUCUUUAAACCAAUUGAUGUAGUGUGUGACUCCCUCUGUAACAUCCUUGUUACUGAUAUUAAAAACAAACAGAUCCAUCUACUGAGCCCUGAUGGGGAGUUCCUGAAGAUCUUACUAACAGAAAAUGAUGAGAACCUUCCAUCCUCACUGUCUCUAUACAAGUCUACACUGUGGGUGGGAUACCAGAAAGGACUUGUCAAAGUGUUUAAAUACAGAGUGUAG
Molecule: messenger RNA, 987 nt
Organism: Saccostrea cuccullata (small rock oyster)
Lineage: Eukaryota; Metazoa; Mollusca; Bivalvia; Ostreida; Ostreidae
Exons: 1
Coding region: 1-987 (328 amino acids)
Source: RefSeq, a predicted model, not a curated record